This is a messenger RNA of Pelobates fuscus (common spadefoot toad), 1795 nucleotides long. RefSeq names its product nuclear receptor binding factor 2 (gene NRBF2). Gene Ontology annotation, biological process: autophagy. The coding region runs from base 163 to 1050 and encodes 295 amino acids. Lineage: Eukaryota; Metazoa; Chordata; Amphibia; Anura; Pelobatidae. The transcript has 4 exons. The record is from RefSeq and is a predicted model, not a curated record.
UUGAGGAGGAAGUUGCUGCUGGAAAGGGAGCUGUUGUCUGUGUUGACCGGGGAUCAACCCUAGAUUUCCUGGAAGCCAGCGGUACCGGCGGGGCCUGAUGACCGGCUGUGGGUUUAGGCCUUCCCCUGUGUAGCGGCUGGUACGUACACCCAGCAGGACUCUAUGGAAGUCAUGGAUUGUCCUCUAAACCUGGCACAUCAACAAAGCAGAAAGGCUGACCGUUUUUUGGCAUCAGGCAAAUAUGAAGAAGCAAUUGCAUGUCACAAGAAAGCUGCAGCUUACCUUUCUGAGGCCAAGAAGCUGACCCCAUCUGAACAGGCUCAACUGUCAUUGGAACUUCAACAUGAUAGCCAUGUCAAGCAGCAACUAUUGAUCCAGGAAAAACUGAAGAGAGCCAGGAGAGAGGAGAGAGUUCGAAUGCAACAAAAAGCAGUAGUUGCCGAAAAGGAACUGGCUACUCAUCUCCAAACAUCUUACAAACUGUCUUCAGAAGAUAAUAGCCAAAAUGCACAUGUUUCUGCGGGGCAGAAAUCUAGUUCCAAUGCAGGGAAGUGUAUGAGGGACGUCCGCGGUGUUCUUGAUCGAGAACCAGACUCUCUUAUUUAUUUGUUGCAGAAAAGGAAGGAGCCAUUUGAGGAGUAUAAGGCAAACAGAGCUCCAAAAGAUGACAAGACAAAACUGGAGGAGCAAGCCACGAAAAUUAAAGAUUUAAACUUACUGGUGGACACUCUUCUUGCUGAAAAUGAAAAAUUAAGAAAGGAGAACAAAAAGCUGCGUGCAGAGGUAGCGAGACUGCAGAAAAAUCCUGAAAAAGAGCUUGAUAUAGAUACUGAUUUUGUAGAAAAAUCUGAGCUAUGGAGUCUACAGCAGCCAACGGGAAGUUCAUCCAAUACUCAAACCACAUGGCAGAAAUUUGUAGCGAAUGCUGGGAAGGGUACAGACAUUCCUAUACCUAAUCUUCCACCUUUAGACAUUCCUUUACCAGAGCUUCCUCCUCUGGAGCUCCCCGAAGAUCUACAAUCUCAACUUGAAGGACUUCUGGAUAGCUAGAUAACAGACAGACUUCUCUUCAACCAUCAGGGCAGAAAUAUUCUCUGGGUCAAUGCAACAUUACCAGGAACUACUGUACGAGGGACUGCAUUGCAGUAUACUGGUAGACAUGUCACUGUGAAUCAGAGUUCUGAUGUCAGAUCUUGAUCUAAAAACUGGUGAAAAGUUGGCUCUUGAGACAAUAUUUCUAUUUUAUUUGUUUUCAUACCAAAUGACUUCCUGAAAUAACUUUUUCAAGAAACCGUACCUAAACAUUACUAGUAAUAUGUAUAAUUAAUUCCAUAACAGACAUACAGAAUCUGUUUCAUAGUAGUAUAUUUUAACAUAUGCUUUGUGUCAUGCAUUCAGAAUGUAUGCAUAAUUAUGCACAUUUUUUUUUCUUCUCUCAAAAAAGGUGUCCACAUAAGCACCUUAACUCAUAAAACGGUUUGUGCCACAUUGCACUCAGUUUUAACCUCAAACAAACCAAGGGAUGUACAACGUAAUUCUGUUUUUCUUUUAAAUAUAAAAUCCAAUUACAUGUUUUAUUUCUAAAUCCGUUUACAAAAUUAUAUAAAAUGAAAAAAAAUCAGGGUGCAUUAUGAUUACAUUUUAAGUAUAUUAAUGUAUGUGUUAUGUAUGCAUUGUUUAAAAAUACUUACUGAAAAUCAGUAUCUUGUAAUAACGAUGCAUGUGUGCAAGUUAUGCUGAAUGACAGUAUUUUGAUUGGGGGAAAAAAAUAAAAAUAAAGUGUGUUUAUAUUUGU